AUGGAAGAAGACACAUCAGUUUCUGAGUUGCUGCGUAAGAGGGAGGAACUGCUGCGGUUGUUGCAGGAAGAAGAUGAAGAUGUCGAUUACGGUGGUUCUGACGAAGAGGAAAAUGAUGAGGAACAAGAAGAAGAAAAGGAAGAAGAGAUAGUACAAAACGGGUCAUUGGAGGACGUAAACUCUCCUUCUGCAAAGCGACCGCGAAUGAAUGGAAUCGAUGGAGAGGUUGCUAGCGAGGAUUAUUGGAGGGAUAAAAAUGGAACUUGUCCGUUCAAACCUGGUCCUACUUCAACGGGUGAUGAAUCUGGACUGUGUCCGCAGAAAGCAGCGAAAGAAGAACUAGAAGUGUUCGAUGAAGAUGAUGCAGAUAUGGAAGGCUUGGAUGUUCACGAUAUUCUUGAGGAGGCAGUGGAUAAAAUAAAAAAGGAAGCUGCUGAUGCUGAUUCUGCUCGCAUAGUAUGGAAGUACGUUCCCGAGCGUAUUGAACAUGAUCACUUUAUGAAUCUUCCGGAAGGAUGGACACGGAUUACCCAUAACAGUGGGAUGCCGGUAUAUCUGCACAGGAAGUCGCGUGUUGUCUCAUUGUCAAAGCCGUACUUCAUUGGGACCCAAGGCGUUCGUGAUCAUCCUAUACCAGUCACAGGGAUUCCUUGCCUUCAUCAAAAGAGAAUCAUGGAGAGAGAUGCUGCUUUAGCCGCUGAAGCUGAGAGUCAGAAGAAGAAUGAAGGUGAUACAUCGGAAACAACACUUGAAAGUGAAAUCAAGCAGAAGCUAAUUGCUCCAGCUGUAAAAAUUGAGCGUCAAGAAGACUACUUACUGAGUGGUGAAGAGUAUCGCAAGUAUGCUGAGAAACUGUUUAAAUUUAAGCUAAUCCAGGUGAAGAAAUUUACUACGUUCAAGGACAAAAAGGCUGAUUAUCGAGAAAAACAGCUAGAUCAAGCUUUGAAAGAUUCAGGCGUCCCUUUAAAAAUGAAGGAAGUGCUAGGGAAGAACGAGAAAACUCCGGCUGGUUUAGCAUUGAUUCAUAUCGAAUCAGCUGAUCCGCGGUUCCACAAACGCAGCUUUGUGAUGAAUCCUCAAGGGAAAUCAUCAAUCACUGUGCUACACGAGUACUCACAACGAGCUUUAAAAGGGCGAACUAUUUAUCACAUUGAGGAAACAAGAAAUGCAACUAAACCAUUCCAUGCUACGGGUAUUGUAAUAGUCAAGAAAUCUGUACGUGUACAAAUUGCGGGUACUGUAAAGGAUAAAUUGGCGCUGUUGGGUGCUAGCAAUGGCGAAAAUGGUGACAAUGUUGAUGAAGAUUCCAUAAUAGUGGGACGAGGUGAAGGACCAAGCAAACGGGUUGCAAAGAUGGUGGCUGCAAAACAGGCGCUUGCAGUUUUAAUUCCUGAAAUACGGUUCAAUGAUGAUUAUAUGGCAACUAUCCAACCACCAAAUGCUACAGAGAAGAACUAUGACGACCAGGCUAUAGCAUUGUUCGAUGAGUUACCAAUCGAAGAUCCUCGUAUAUCUGACCUCGCCGUCCGCACUUGUCUGCCAAAACCGAUGAUUCUGUUAAAAACUGCCUUGUUACGUUCAAUAAAACUUUGCCGAGAAGUGCCAUCAACGAAAGUGGAGCUGCUGGGACCAAUGAGGACAAAAGUGACGAUGACUGUUGGAGAUCUGACUGCUGAAGUUGUCGCUUGUGGGAGCAAAGUUGGCCAACAACGUGCAGCACAAAAUCUGCUGAAACAAAUUCAUCCUCAGGUUUCUACAUAUGGUGGUCUUUUGCGAAUUUAUGCCAACCCUGACGAAAAGGAGGAGCAACGAGAGACACGAAAGCUGCAAGCAGAGCUAGUUCAACUGCAAAAUCAAACUAAAGGCUCUGGAGACACGAAAAAGCCCCUCAAAUCAAAAUCAUCCAAUUCGGACAACUCGAAGUCAGCUGCUCUUCAAGCUCGUGAAAAGGCGGAGAAGGCCAGAGAGCGCAUGGAGAAACUCAAGGAUAAAGCGUCGGAAGCGAAAGAAUUGGCCGAAAAGCUAAAAAUUAAAGCGGAAAAGGCGAAAAGGGCAGCGGACCGCGCGGCAUCUCGAUCCGAUCGCGAGAAAGCACGAGCUGCUACGGCGAAGUGGUGCAAAGUUACGGAUCAGUACAAGAAGGCAAAUAAAAAAGCGAGCAAGUUGAAAUCACUAGCGGAAAAAGCGACGAAAAGGUACAAACAGAGGCAAAAAAGGGCAGAGAGACCGGUCGAGAAGAAGAGAUGGGAGAGAAUCAGAGACAAGAGUAAGAAUAACCGCUCGAAUGCCAACGAAGCAGUACUUGCACUGCUUCGGAAGGAAAUGGCUCGAAUUAAGGAACGCACUACGACUCGUUCCUAUAUGUAUGCCACAAAACCUCUAAUCGAAUAG
Messenger RNA from Necator americanus (New World hookworm), 2391 nucleotides. RefSeq lists its product as uncharacterized. Gene Ontology annotation, molecular function: primary miRNA binding; heme binding; identical protein binding. Gene Ontology annotation, biological process: primary miRNA processing. The coding region runs from base 1 to 2391 and encodes 796 amino acids. The record is from RefSeq and is a predicted model, not a curated record. The transcript has 20 exons. Gene Ontology annotation, cellular component: microprocessor complex. NCBI's taxonomy places the organism in Eukaryota, Metazoa, Nematoda, Chromadorea, Rhabditida, Ancylostomatidae.